CGGACUUGGACUCUAUACUCCGGGUUCUGUGCACCAACGUGGACCCGGGACUUGUGUGGGUGCACUUUUUUUUUUUUUUUUUUAAAUCUUUUCUUCCACGCACGCACCUUUUUUUACGCACGUAAAAAAAAAAAAGUUCCGGUGGAUUUUUUCCGAGGCCCCGGCAUGCCGCUGAGGUGAAGCGAGGACAAGACAGGGUUCCUCCGGGUUCGGGUUUCAGCGUCAGGGGGGUCCGGCUAUUAAAGAUUUUGACCCGAGAGAAGUUGUCAACAAGAAGACGCGUAGCAAAGACGCGAACUGGCAGCUGGACAAGUUCACGUACAUGCACGCGUGUAUUCCCGCCUAAAUAUAGACGCUUUUCCGCUUUCCUGCGAAGUCGAGGGUCGGUUCGCGGUCCCCUCCGGCGGGGAGUCCUCGCAUGGACUGACAUGGCCGCCGACCUCGCCAUGAGCGCGGAGCUGCCCAGCAGCCCCCUGGCCAUCGAGUACGUCAACGACUUCGACCUGAUGAAGUUCGAGGUGAAGAAGGAGCCGCCGGAGGCCGAGCGGUACUGCCACCGCCUCCCGUCGGGCUCGCUGUCCUCCACGCCCAUCAGCACGCCCUGCUCGUCGGUGCCGUCCUCGCCCAGCUUCUGCGACGCCAGCCCCGGCGGCGCGCAGCCCGGCCAGAACCUCUCCGUCGGCGCGAGUAGCGGCAGCGGCGGCGGCGGCGGUAACACCGGCAACGUGAACGGGGGAAGCGGCGGGAAGCCUCCGCUGGACGACCUGUACUGGAUCCCCAACUACCAGCACCACAUCAACCCGGAAGCGCUCAACCUGACCCCGGAGGACGCGGUGGAGGCCCUCAUCGGCAACGCGCAGCACCACCACCUCCACCCGCAGGCCUACGACGGCUUCCGCGGGCAGCAGUACGCCGGGGAAGACUUAAGCGCGGCCUCGCACCACCACCACCACCACCCGGCGCACCUGCACCACCACCACCACCACCACAGCAGCCACCACCACCACCACGCCCGCCUGGAGGAGCGCUUCUCGGACGAGCAGCUGGUCAGCAUGACGGUGCGGGAGUUGAACCGGCAGCUGCGCGGCUUCAGCAAGGAGGAGGUGAUCCGCCUCAAGCAGAAGCGGCGCACGCUGAAGAACCGCGGCUACGCGCAGUCGUGCCGCUUCAAGCGCGUCCAGCAGCGCCACAUGUUGGAGAGCGAGAAGUCGAGCCUGCAGAGCCAGGUGGAGCAGCUGAAGCAGGACGUGGCGCGCCUCGCCAAGGAGCGAGAUCUUUACAAGGAGAAGUACGAGAAGUUAGCGAGCAGGACCUUCUCCGCCAAGCAGGCCGACUUUUUCAUGCGCCCGUCAUCCACUGCUGUGCCCGAACUCCGAGCUCCUUCCUCGGCCUGCCUGCCUGCCAUCUGCCGCUGA
Molecule: messenger RNA, 1415 nt
Organism: Entelurus aequoreus (snake pipefish)
Lineage: Eukaryota; Metazoa; Chordata; Actinopteri; Syngnathiformes; Syngnathidae
Gene: mafaa
Product: MAF bZIP transcription factor Aa
Exons: 2
Coding region: 429-1415 (328 amino acids)
Biological process (GO): regulation of transcription by RNA polymerase II
Cellular component (GO): nucleus
Molecular function (GO): RNA polymerase II cis-regulatory region sequence-specific DNA binding; DNA-binding transcription factor activity, RNA polymerase II-specific
Source: RefSeq, a predicted model, not a curated record